Molecule: messenger RNA, 1842 nt
Organism: Symbiodinium natans
Lineage: Eukaryota; Dinophyceae; Suessiales; Symbiodiniaceae
Source: the annotation of a GenBank genome assembly
AUGCCACUGCGCAGUACAGAUUGGAACGUCUUGUGUAUAGGAAUUGAUCGCUACACAAUUGGCGCUGAGCCUCUGAGUUUUUGUGUUCGUGAUGCCUCGGCCGUUAGGCAAGCAUGGCAGACAGCGACGCAAGGAAGGCACCAGUUGGUCUGCAAACCGACAUCAGCGCAACUUCGCCAAGAGAUCGCAGCCUUUGCGCAGACAGGAACACUGAUUCCGCGGAACUUCUUGUUUUUUGCGGGGCAUAGCUACCAGUAUGAUGAGCAGCUGUACAUGAAAGCUCCAGAUUCCGAUACGUUCGCAGCUGAUGUCUGUGUCGACGAGGUUUGUAAGCAGCUGUCCGAGUUUGCAUUCUUCAUCUGUGCGCUCAACUCCUGCAGGCUCCAGAUAGCAAAGGCAAUCGUCUCUCCAAGGCUGCCUCCAAUCAUCCAGCCAACAGCGUAUUCAGUGAAGGACAGCUUUCGUAGAAAGUUGCGCUUUCAGAGACCAGUUCAACGAGAGCAUUUCUAUCUUUACGCGUGCUUAUCUGGUGAAGAAGCCCCAGAUGAGAACGACUUUGCACUGAAACUUGCAAGGCAUAUAGGGGAGCCUGGCGCGGCUGUGGAAGAAGUUGCACGCAAGCUUCGGCAUCGAGGUGCCCAUGUGGAGUGGCGGCAAAAUCUUGACUACUGGAGCGGUACCCACAUCACCCCAAGACCUGCCAAGUUGUUCAUCUCGAGGAAGAAGAUCGCAGUUUCUUCGCUCGCUUUCUUGCUCGCCAGCUUGACUCUUGUUCUUUGUUGGCUUCACGUGCUUUUUCCUGACAUGCAAUUCGCAGUCGAUGAGGUCAGUAUCUAUCUUGAUGACCAUCCUACGUAUUCUUUCUGCGAUGGGCCGUACAUUCGACUGGAUGUGCAAGACCUUGCACAUGCUGAGCGAGUUCUGCUAAACAGUAGUGACAGCACCUCGAAGACUUGUUUGGCGAUGUUGUAUGGCUUGCAGGGAUUCUUUUCUGAGUCAUACAAGCUGGCUAUGGAUGUAUGCAUCUCGUACGAGGCCGCACCUCUUGCGCAAAACGUCGCUUGCGGCUUGACAAGUUUUUUUCAAGGAAAGCUUCACGACUGCAUCAAGUACAGGCAGGACGCCGUUGCCCGUGCGUGCGAUGAGCUUGCCACGCGAUCAUCUGCCUGCUGGCGUGCGCACCUUGCUGCUGCACUUGCAAGCAACUUGCAAGGUUGGGACCAGCCCGCACGCGAAGCUCUUCUGCGUAUGAAUCAAACAGGCUGUCCUGACGACAUCCUUUUUGUAUCGUUGGUUGAGAUGGCUGAUAAUGAGAUGGCCACCGGUGACGCCAAACUCGCCAUGCGCAUGUUGCAUGACAUGUUGCCCACGGCAAUGCAACUUGCUUCCAACCCUGUCCAAAACAGCCGGGCCGUUGCCGUGCUGAGGGUCUACGCUGAGAGUUUAUCCUGGGAAGGAGAGCAUGAGGAAGCUCGUGCGUGGUUUUCAAGGGCGCUUGACCUCUCCAGGUUCAAGUGGGAUCGAAGCAUGGUUUUCUUUGAGCAAGCCAAGAUGCAACUUUGGUGGGACACGUCUGUUCCUGAGGCAAUACACUUAACAGAGAUUGGCAUUAGCAUGCUGAGCGACAUCAGCGCCGAUGACAAAUCAAUCUUUUGGUACCAGCCACUGAGAAACCAGAUGUUGAUUGCAAAUCGGACACAGCAUUCAAUUGAUUUGUCAUUGGUGACACGACUUAAGGAGCUGCUUGUAAGAUACCCAUUCCUAUACACGCAGCAUGAGGCUCAAAUUUCCGUUGUUGGUGACAUUGGGAAAGCCGCCGAUUGGCAAAAGACUAAUCGGUGA